Molecule: messenger RNA, 3301 nt
Organism: Vitis riparia (riverbank grape)
Lineage: Eukaryota; Viridiplantae; Streptophyta; Magnoliopsida; Vitales; Vitaceae
Product: leucine--tRNA ligase, chloroplastic/mitochondrial
Exons: 20
Coding region: 32-2947 (971 amino acids)
Biological process (GO): leucyl-tRNA aminoacylation
Cellular component (GO): cytosol
Molecular function (GO): ATP binding; aminoacyl-tRNA deacylase activity; leucine-tRNA ligase activity
Source: RefSeq, a predicted model, not a curated record
AAUCCUCUGCCACACCACACUCUCACCCAAAAUGCUGCACACCCAACUGCACAUUCAACUGCUUCAACCUCCUCCCCUUCAUCGCCAUGCGCUGUCGUUCUCCGCCUAUGGUCGUCGGAAAUUCACCACCACUUCCGCCGCCACGGCAGUCGCCGUAGGGAAAAGCUGUUUCGGAAAGGGAGUCUGGAAUGGCGUGAGCAGGAGUAUAAGGAACUCGGCGACUAAGGAAUUGAGUGAAGUUGAGGAGCAAGAUCGUAAGGAGUCGAUAAGGAGGGCAUACCCUUUCCACGAAAUUGAGCCUCGGUGGCAGCGAUUUUGGGAGGAGAAUCGCACUUUUCGAACCCCUGACGAUGUUGAUACUUCCAAACCCAAGUUCUACGUUCUUGACAUGUUCCCUUAUCCCAGUGGAGCUGGGUUACAUGUUGGCCAUCCAUUGGGGUAUACUGCCACUGAUAUUCUUGCUAGAUUCAAACGCAUGCAAGGUUACAAUGUUUUGCAUCCAAUGGGAUGGGACGCGUUUGGGUUGCCUGCAGAGCAAUAUGCCAUUGAGACAGGAACUCAUCCAAAAAUUACAACAACGAGGAACAUUGCACGUUUCCGUUCACAGCUUAAAUCAUUAGGCUUCUCAUAUGACUGGGAACGUGAAAUUUCCACGAUAGAACCAGAAUACUAUAAAUGGACGCAGUGGAUCUUUCUUCAGCUUCUAAAAAGAGGAUUAGCAUAUCAAGCUGAAGUGCCAGUCAACUGGUGCCCUGCUCUUGGUACUGUCUUGGCAAAUGAGGAGGUUGUAGAUGGUGUAAGUGAACGUGGUGGUCAUCCAGUAAUAAGAAAGCCAAUGCGACAGUGGAUUCUCAAGAUCACUGCAUAUGCUGACCGUCUUCUUGAAGAUUUAGAUGAUCUUAAUUGGCCUGAAAGUGUGAAGGAAAUGCAGAGGAAUUGGAUAGGGAGAUCAGAAGGGGCUGAGGUGGAAUUUUGUGUGCUCAACUCUGAUGGCCAGGAAAGUGACAAUAAAAUUACUGUAUAUACAACCAGGCCAGAUACCAUCUUUGGAGCAACCUAUCUUGUCCUGGCACCUGAGCAUUUCUUGCUGUCAUCCUUAGUAUCUACUGUCCAAAGCAAAUAUGUGGAGGAAUACAAAGAGAUUGCCUCAAGAAAGAGUGACCUUGAAAGGACUGAGCUUCAGAAGGAAAAAACUGGGGUCUUCAGUGGUGCUUAUGCAAGAAAUCCAGCUAAUGGGGAAGCAAUCCCGAUUUGGGUAGCAGAUUAUGUUUUGGGGAGCUAUGGUACAGGAGCAAUAAUGGCAGUACCAGCACACGACACUCGUGACCAUGAGUUUGCUUUGAAAUAUGAUAUCCCAAUUUGUUGGGUUGUGACCCCAAAUGAUAUAAAUGGUGAUGAUUUUGAAAAACCUUAUCCAGGAGAGGGUUUGAUUAUAAAUUCGUCAAGUUCAACAACAGCGCUUGACAUUAAUGGUUUGUCUAGCAAAGUAGCUGCUUCCAAAGUCAUUGAGUGGGCUGAGAAAACUGCGCAUGGGAAGAAAAAGGUGAACUACAAGUUGAGGGACUGGCUUUUUGCCCGGCAACGUUACUGGGGGGAACCUAUCCCUGUUAGUUUUUUGGAUGACAGUGGUGAAAGUGUUCCUCUUCCUGAAACUGAACUGCCUCUUACCCUUCCUGAAUUGGAUGAUUUCACUCCCACUGGAACAGGAGAACCACCACUAUCAAAAGCAGUGUCUUGGGUUAAAACCACAGAUCCUUUAUCUGGAAAACCUGCCAGACGAGAAACAAGCACCAUGCCUCAGUGGGCUGGUUCUUGCUGGUACUAUUUGAGGUUUAUGGAUCCAAAAAAUUCGGACUCUUUGGUUGACAAAAAGAAAGAAAUGUAUUGGAGCCCAGUUGAUGUGUAUGUCGGUGGUGCUGAACAUGCUGUUCUUCACUUGCUUUAUUCUAGGUUCUGGCAUAAGGUUCUCUAUGACAUUGGUGUCGUGUCUACAAAAGAACCCUUCAAAUGCGUCAUAAACCAGGGGAUCAUCCUUGGGGAAGUCCAAUAUAUGGCGUGUAAAGACCAAGAUGGCAAUUAUAUAUCUGCAGAGACUGCUGCUACAUUGGGCGAGCAAGCUCAAGAGAGAAUACCUGAGGAAAAAGUAACAAAAUCUGGAGAAUACUUUGUACUAAAAGAAAAUCCUGACAUUCGUUUGAUUGCUCGUGCACACAAAAUGAGUAAAAGUAGGGGAAAUGUCAUCAAUCCUGAUGAUGUUGUUUUGGAGUAUGGUGCAGAUUCUCUUCGCUUAUAUGAAAUGUUCAUGGGACCAUUUAGAGACUCAAAAGUCUGGAAUACUAGUGGUAUUGAAGGUGUUCAUCGAUUCCUGGGUAGAACUUGGAGGUUGAUUGUUGGUGCACCUUUACCUAAUGGUGCAUACAGUGAUGGAACAGUGGUAGUUGAUGGUGAACCUACUGUAGAUCAGCUUCGUUCUCUUCAUAGAUGCAUUGAUAAGGUGACAGAGGAAAUUGAUGGGACACGGUUCAACACUGGAAUUUCCGCAAUGAUGGAAUUCAUCAAUGCUGCAUAUAAGUGGGAUAAACAUCCAAGAUCAAUCAUUGAAGCAUUUGUUUUGUUGCUUUCACCAUAUGCACCCCACAUGGCUGAGGAGCUUUGGUUUCGCCUUGGACACAAAAGCUCAUUGGCUUACGAGACUUUUCCUAAGGCCAAUCCCGCUUACCUGAAAGACUCCACCAUUGUCCUGCCGGUUCAGAUCAAUGGCAAGAUGAGGGGUACCAUUGAGGUUGAAGAAGGAUGUGCAGAGGAGGAUGCCUUCAACUUAGCUUCAUCAGAUGAGAGACUGUCCAAGUUUUUGGACGGCAAAAGUAUCAAAAAGAGAAUUUAUGUUCCUGGUAAGAUCCUGAAUGUUAUCUUGGACUCUAAAAAUGUCAAGGUGGGAACACGGUAGCAGUCGCGAAGGUCGAAGAAAAGCAGCAGUUUUCUAGCAGAAUGAUCUGAAGUGCAACUCAGUAGGAAAAAGGAUAGAGAAAGAAGAUCCCAUUGGAGACUUCACUUGGUGUAUUAGAGUCAGGGUGAAUUUUUUAAUUUUGCAGCAGCAGGAGUCGAUGGAUCUAUAGUUCCAAAAACAUGUGAAAAUGGCUUGAAAUUACAUCCAUCACUCAUGUAUUCCCACAUUUUUUAAUGGAUAGUUGAAAUUUUUGUUUCAUGUCUCUUCAAUAUUGUAAAGGAAGAUGGUAUGGUAUAGAUUCAGUAUCAUAUUGAACUCGUUUAAAUGUAUUAUAAAAUUUGAAACAUUGAUCAA